Molecule: messenger RNA, 4407 nt
Organism: Dromaius novaehollandiae (emu)
Lineage: Eukaryota; Metazoa; Chordata; Aves; Casuariiformes; Dromaiidae
Gene: SH3BP2
Product: SH3 domain binding protein 2
Exons: 13
Coding region: 348-2156 (602 amino acids)
Biological process (GO): signal transduction
Molecular function (GO): SH3 domain binding
Source: RefSeq, a predicted model, not a curated record
GCCUCUGCUGGUGUGAGAGCCUGAGUACACUGUUAGAAAAAGGACUACUAUUUUUUUUUUCUUCCCAUGGGAAAGUGACUGAUCGAAAGGUGAAUAGGAAGCAAGUUGAGCACUGGAAAAUCCCCUCUGCAGUUUGGCUCACUGACAGAAGCUGAGAUCUGCACAGUUUGAUUUACAGCCUCUCUGGGACAUUGGGAAAUCUGACAAAGACAGUGCUGCCCACUAGCACUGGGGGAAACAGGAAGUAGCAAAGGAAACAAGUCAUUGCCUAGGCGUCCCCUUUGGCCACACCGCAGUGCAGAUGCACAAGCAGUUGGGGUAGGGUUUCUUUUCCUUUUUUGUGUUGAAUGUACAGCAGCCAUCGCAGUUGCAUUGAACCUUAUUUAACGCGGAAGUGGGAGCAGUGCGGAGAUGUCUCUCUCGUGUCUGAGAGGGGUCAGAAGUUAUUAAUGGCUUUGUUAUCACAAAGGAAACGAUCAUUUGGUGAAACUGUCAGCAGGAAAACAAUGUGUCGUUCAAGCAUGGUCACCAGAACGAUGGCCUCAGAGGAGCAGGUCUGGCCAGUCCCAAUGAAGGCAAUUGGAGCACAAAAUCUUUUGACAAUGCCUGGAGGAGUGACCAAAUCAGGGUAUCUUCAUAAAAAAGGAGGCACUCAGCUGCAGAUCUUGAAGUGGCCUUUGAGAUUUGUGAUUAUUCAUGAGGGGUGUAUUUACUACUUUAAGAGUAGCACAUCUGCAUCUCCACAGGGUGCAUUUUCUUUAAAUGGUUAUAACAGGGUUAUGCGGGCAGCUGAAGAGACAACAUCAAGCAAUGUGUUUCCUUUCAAGUUAGUUCACAUUAGCAAGAAGCACAGGACGUGGUUUUUUUCUGCUUCUUCUGAAGAUGAAAGAAAGAACUGGAUGCUAUCUCUGAGGAGGGAAAUAGAUCACUACCAUGAGAAGAAAGAAACAAUAACAGAAUUCAGUGAUUCUGGUUCUGAUGCAGACAGUUUCUAUGGCUCAGUAGAACGUCCCAUUGAUAUCAAGUAUUCUCACCACUCAGCAGAUAAUGAAGAUUAUGACCAGGAGGAAGAAGACGAAUCCUACUUGCAACCAGAUACUCCUGACCUAGGGAAAGAUGACAUCAUGGUCCUGCCCCCGGCCUACCCGCCUCCGCCGGUUCCUUAUGUCAGAAAAGCCGCCUUCUCAGAAUCAAGGGCCCAUUCCUUUGUUUGCAAAUCUGUUGGGCCUGUACCACCACCACCACCUCCGAAAAGAGGCUUACCUGAUAUCAAACAAGAGGAUCUUUUAAACGUGAGAGAACCCCAGUUACAUUGCCGAGCUGAAUCUAAUCUAAAGAAUCAGCACUCAAGCUGGAGAAUAAGUGAACAGCCACCUCCUGUACCCCCUCUACCUCUUUUCAAGAAGCCUGUCUGUAUCAAAGAAUCAUGCUCAUUGCCCUCAGAGCCUCUCCCUCAAGUUCUCACUACUCCAGAAGGAUGCGAGAAGCUAAAGAACUUAAACCUUUCACCACGAACUCCUCCUCCACUACCAAGCAGUAAACCCAAGCUGUCACAGUUAACCGAAAAGCCGGUAGACAUCAAAGUGCCAAGAGAACAUGGUAAACCUGGACUGUUCAUACCACCAGUACUUCCAAAGCCCCCUGUGCCAGGCCACCAGCCCCCUGUGCCAGGAGUCAAGCCUAGACCAGAGAAGUCUUUAUGUCCCCAGUUACAAUCGCCACCAGAUGGGCAGAGUUUCAGAAGCUUCUCAUUUGAAAAACCAGCACUACCUGCCAAGCCAAACCAACUUGCUGAUGAUUCUGAUGAAGACUAUGAAAAAGUUGAGCUGCCUAAUUCAGUAUUUCUUAAUACUUCUGAAUCCUUUGAAGUUGAAAGGGCAUUUAAAGCUAAUAGCCCAAGAGGACAACCACAAAAUGGAUUAUACUGUAUCAGGAACUCAUCUACUAAGGCUGGAAAGGUAUUGGUUGUAUGGGAUGAAUCUGCAGAAAAAGUGAGAAACUACAGAAUCUUUGAAAAGGAUUGCAGGUUUUACCUGGAUGCAGAGAUCAUGUUUUUGAACAUGGGAAGUUUGGUUGAAUACUACAGCACUCACGUCUUACCUAGUCAUGACAGCCUAAUUCUUCAGUGUCCUUAUGGUUACUCUAAACCAAGAUGAUGUGGCUGGCGUAACUCACUGAUGCUGAGGAAAAAUGGGCUGCCCGCUAUCUGUGAAUUAAAGUGUGGACGUUUGCCACUGUUGGAAUACCUGUUGUUUGCACACGGAAACUGAGUCUGUUUCAACCAUUUGUUCUCACUUGGGUUGUGUAUAGACUGUGUUUAAUGAACUCUUGGUAAACUUUGCAAUCCAGAUCAGUGGAUUUUAUGGCCCUUUCUUUUAAAAAGAUCUGAACGGAUUAUGCUGUGAAAGCUGUCUGUGAUACCUGCACCUUUUAUAAAACUGCUGCUAUUACUAAUGUUCUCGGAACACGUAGGAUGGAUGUGAACAAAGAAAAGUUAUGGAUAUAACCUGUGCAGAAAAGGGAAACUUCUAAAAGUACAUCAGAAUUCACUUGUGACAGGGAAUACUAAUACUCUGACUUGAAGGCAUUGCGCCUUAAGUCAGUACUGGUGCUUAACUGAGAGGUUUUUUUUUUUUUUUUUUACUUGUAUUGUUGAUUUGUAAAUAAUGAAGACUUUUAUGCAAAUAAUUUGGUUUACUAUAGGUAAAGAUGAUCAAGAAAAGCGGCUUUUUUUAAAGCCAUCCCAUACAUACAUGUAACUUCUGAUUCCAGUGUCUGCAGUGAUCGCUAUCAGGGAACUGUCCAGCUGAUACGGGUAUGGCAUCCCAUAUAUUAUUUAAUGAUGAGUAUUUCAGAUAGGCAUGGAUAAUAUUAAUUUGGCUGUCAUGGGACCCCCAUUUGCUAGUUCAGAACUGGAUGGGUAGGUGCCACUAAUAUUAUAAUGGGUAUGAGAAAAGAAAAAGGAGUGUAUGAGUUUAAUGGGAGGGGGUGGGGGGAAGUCACGGAUACCCUGAAUUCUGAUUAGCUGUUCUCUCUCACAUUGCUAUCAUAAAAGGUUUAAAAUUAAAUACAUAAAAAGAAGAAAUCUAAAACCCUAAGUGUGAUGCUACAAUCACUAAUGAAUAUAGCCCAUAAAACUUUCUGGUCAGUCUCUUGGAUCAGGUUGUCAGCUCAUCCCAUUCUGUUCUGUUCUAGGGCAAAGUAUAUUGCCCUAUUCUGUAAAUUGCUAAUAAUUCUUCCAUUAUUAAAAUCGCUACUUGGUUUGUAGUUGCGUGCAAAAUAAAAUCUGGUGUUAAGGUACUAUUAGUACUGAACAAACUGUAGCAUUAAUGAUACGCGUUAGGAGGGUGCUUUCAAGCUUUGUUCCCAAAUAUUUUGGGGGCAAGUAUCCUAAAACCAAGGACUUAAUGGUUAUGUUGAAAUUACACUAUACAUGAAUUUUCAUAAAGAGGUAAAAUCUGUUUUAAUGACCUUUUAAACAUUUUUCUUAAUUCAGAAGUACUGUAAUAAUGAUUUUAUCUCUAAUAAUGUUUAACAAGACUUGUAAUAAUUUUGCUGUAAUUCCUAAAACAGGAGUAGAGGUUAUCUAGUUUGAGUGAAUCCAUACCAUAAACUUCAUUUGUUUUGUUACCUUUACAAAGUUUAUACAUCAGUUUUAAUCUUAUUACAGUUAAAUGGUCACAACUUUAAAAACCCGAACAAAGACAUUACAGAAUAUUUUUUUUGUUUAUGAAACAUCUAAUUAUAUCUCCUAAUAAGGAGAUGUAAUAUUAAGGCCAUACAUAGAACCAGAAUUUUUUGCCUUGUUUCCUGUCUUUUGUGAGAAAGACACACACAGUAUCAGUCACUUGAUCUCUGCUCCUCCUGUAAAAUGUCUUGUGAGCAAAAAUUAAAGCAUAUGCAGUACUUAAAUUUCAGAUUCUGUUGGAGAUCAGAUAUUUUAAUAGUUCUUAAUUCCUUUGUUUUAAAUGAGCAUACCUGUGGUUCAGUACUUCUCUGAUACGAGUCGCUGUGUAAAGAAGGCUCAGCCAAUGAGCCAAAGUAUUAGGCAGAGCAAGUUCUGGCAUCAUACAGUAUUUAUAUUUACUGUCUGCAGAGUAAAUUCUGCUCUUUCUGGAAAUAACUGACAUCAUUGCGUCAGGACAAUGAUACUUACAAUAUACUAUCUUUGGGGUCCUAUUCAGAUACGGAAUUGUAAUAGCAUUUUUUGUUUUGCAACCAUAUAAUCUUAAGAUUUUUAAACUGUAAAAAUACUUACGUAAUCUAAUUCCAACAUAUGAAACAUAACACUGUCUUUACCUGUGUAAUACAAAAUUUGCAAAUUUGUAAAUUUUUGUGUUAAUUUCCUUUUUUAUAUAAAUAUAUGUAUUUCUGAGGUGGAUAAACUUUCAGUGGCAGUUCGUCUAA